CAAUGACGCCACCGGAGCGUUUCCGGCCUGAGAAAAACGUCGCGUUUCUGAGGAGACGCCUCGUCUGGCAGUUACCACCGCGCUAGAAGCCUCCCGACCGGCCGCCUGCAUCACCAGCGUCACCAUGGGGGCUGUGCUGGGCGUCUUCUCCCUCGCCAGCUGGGUUCCCUGCCUUUGCAGCGGUGCAUCAUGUCUGCUGUGUAGCUGCUGCCCCAAUAGUAAGAAUUCCACAGUGACGCGCCUCAUCUAUGCUUUCAUUCUCUUCCUGGGCGCUGCUGUAUCCUGUAUCAUGCUGACAGAAGGGAUGGAAUCACAGCUGAAGAAGAUACCUGGAUUCUGUGAAGGGGGAUUUAAAAUCAAUGUGGCUGAUAGAAAAGUGGAUAAAGAUUGUGAUGUUCUGGUCGGUUAUAAAGCUGUGUAUCGGAUCAACUUUUCCUUGGCCAUCUUUUUCUUUGUCUUCUCUCUGCUCAUGUUAAAAGUAAAAACAAGUAAAGAUCCCAGAGCAGCUGUACACAAUGGGUUUUGGUUCUUCAAAAUUGCUGCCAUUGUUGGUAUCAUGGUUGGCUCUUUCUACAUCCCUGGGGGCCAUUUCACCACAGCUUGGUUCAUUGUGGGCAUGGCCGGGGCCUUUUUGUUCAUCCUCAUCCAGCUAGUGCUGCUGGUCGACUUCGCUCACUCUUGCAAUGAGUCAUGGGUAAAUCGAAUGGAAGAAGGAAAUCCAAGGUGCUGGUAUGCUGCUUUGCUGUCUGUCACCAGCAUCUGCUACAUUCUGUCUGUCGUCUUUGCCGGCUUACUCUACACUUACUACACCAGACCGGACGGCUGCGCAGAGAACAAGUUCUUCAUCAGUAUUAAUUUGAUCCUUUGCUUUGUGGUUUCUAUUAUAUCGAUCCAUCCAAAAAUUCAGGAACACAGGCCUCAGUCUGGUCUCCUGCAGUCCUCUGUCAUCACUCUCUACACCAUGUACCUUACCUGGUCAGCCAUGACCAAUGAACCGGAUCGUUCCUGCAACCCUGGCCUGUGGAGCAUCGUCACGCAGAUGACUGCGCCAACCUUGGCUCCUGGGAAUUCAACUGCUGUGGUCCCUACCCCUGCUCCACCCCCAAAGAGUGGGCAUUUUGUAGAUGCAGAGACGUUCAUUGGGCUGACAGGCUUUGUUCUCUGCCUUUUGUAUUCUAGUAUCCGUACUUCCAACAACAGCCAAGUAAGCAAGCUGACUUUGUCAGGAAGUGACAGUGUGAUCCUCCGUGAUACAGCUGCCAGUGGCGGCAGCGAUGAAGAAGACGGGCAGCCUCGGCGGGUUGUGGACAACGAGAAGGAAGGAGUGCAGUACAGCUACUUCUUAUUCCACUUCAUGCUCUGCCUGGCUUCCUUGUACAUCAUGAUGACCCUGACCAGCUGGUACAGCCCUGAUGCAGAGUUCCAGAGCAUGACCAGCAAGUGGCCAGCUGUGUGGGUCAAGAUCAGCUCCAGCUGGGUCUGCCUCCUCCUCUAUGUCUGGACCCUUGUGGCUCCACUCGUCCUUACCAAUCGUGACUUCAGCUGAACCUCUGAGAAUUCAUAAAGGUCUGCUUUGCUGAAAGCCCUUACCUGUUUUACUUUUGCUUCAACUAAAAUAUUAAGUGAACACUUCGCAAAUUUGACUGUAUCCAAAUUUAUAUCAGCAAGAUUAAGUAAUGCUUGAUGCAGGAUCUGAACUUUUCAUUUAUAUGUAUAUUAUGUUUAUUUGUAAGGAUAUAGCGCAAAGGGAACAUUUUGCGUUUUAAAGUGAACUACAGCUGUGCUGUGAAGAGACUUCUUUAUUAAGAUCUGUAGGAUCCUACAACUUUGAUUUAAAAUGUAAGAGAAAUGUUGGAUAUUUGAAGCCAAUCGUUAAUAUAUUUCUAUUGCAGUCUCCUUAAAAAGCAAAGAACAAAA
Messenger RNA from Lontra canadensis (Northern American river otter), 1917 nucleotides. It is a transcript of the gene SERINC3, whose product is annotated as serine incorporator 3. Gene Ontology annotation, cellular component: membrane. Lineage: Eukaryota; Metazoa; Chordata; Mammalia; Carnivora; Mustelidae. The transcript has 10 exons. The coding region runs from base 125 to 1546 and encodes 473 amino acids. The record is from RefSeq and is a predicted model, not a curated record.